Messenger RNA from Bombina bombina (fire-bellied toad), 1968 nucleotides. RefSeq names its product protein ABHD15. The record is from RefSeq and is a predicted model, not a curated record. Bases 136 to 1476 code for a protein of 446 amino acids. Lineage: Eukaryota; Metazoa; Chordata; Amphibia; Anura; Bombinatoridae. The transcript is spliced from 3 exons. Gene Ontology annotation, molecular function: monoacylglycerol lipase activity; short-chain carboxylesterase activity.
UGUGAGAGCCCUCGGGGCACUUCCCCCCUCACCUUACAGCAAUGCUUGAGACACCUGUCGUGUUAUACUCACUCCCUCUCAUCUAGACCAUUGCUUUUAGUUUAUAGCCUGGUUAAAGCGCUGGCUGCUACUGCAAUGCUAGAAUGGGCAACUUCCCUGUUCGUCUUGCUACUCCUGCUUCUGUGGUUUUAUAAGAUGGGCUUCAGAAAUACCUCACGGAUAGCAAAAGCUUCAUGCAGUGUGGAUGACCAGGAAAGCUACAAAUUGGUGUAUAAACCUUCUGCCCUGGCCAACUACCUUGUGAGGCAGUGCAGGAGCUUCGGUGGCUUCUCUGACGUUAAAUGGCUGUGGAGAAACUUCCCCACUCUGCAAUCUCUAGUGGGGAUUCUAGGACCGGUGGAUAAGGAGGUUAACUUUGUCAGAGAGUACCUGCAGCUCAGCGAUGACGGACUGGUAGCUUUAGACUGGGCAGUGAAACCUGGGCACCAUCAGAAGCGGAGGAGGACAUCCAGUAACUCCACUGUACCCAUCUUGCUGGUGAUCCCAAACUCCUUCGGGAAAAUGACCAGGAAUGCUAGCAAGAUAUGUCAUUUGGCACUUAUUUCUGGCUACCAAGCAGUGAUCUUUAAUCGCCGUUGCCAGAAUGGCUGCCCUCUCAACACAGUCAAGCUGCAGGCUUACGGAGAUCCUACGGACUUGAGAGAAGCCAUUCGAUAUAUCCGCCACUGUCAGCCUUCUGCAAGGCUGUUUGCUGCGGGUGAAGGCACUGGUGCUGGCCUCCUUCUGUCCUACCUUGGAGAAUGCGGCUCCUCCAGUUACAUUACUGCAGCAGGAUGCAUCUCGCCACUUUUCCGGGUACAAGACUGGUUUGAGGCUGGCUGUCCAUGGCUCUGGCAGACUGUUUUGCUUUGGUAUCAGAAAAUGCAACUAAGCAGGUACGCUACUGCACUGGGACAGAUCAUUAAUACUGAACGUCUCUUGGCAAGCAGAACACUUAAAGAGUUAGAAGAGGUCUUGUUUUGUCAAACCAAAGUUCCUAAUGGGCUGACCUGGGACACAUACUGGGAAAGAAAUGACCCUCUCAGAGAUAUAGAUGAAGUGGCUAUACCAGUCCUGUGUAUAUGCAGCCAGGAUGACCCAGUCCGUGGGGAUCCGCACAACACUCUCCCUUUUGAGCUAUUUGAGACCAAUCCCCACUUCUUUCUCCUGUUGACCCGCCAUGGUGGCCAUUGUGGCUUUAUUAAAGAGGAUCCAUCUAACACAAUGUGGAGCCACAAUGUCCUGCUAGAGUUCUUUAAGUCUACUGUAGACUUUUUUACAAUGGAAGAAAGGUUGAAAGGUCUCUCGAGGAGGAAAGGAACCAUCUCUAUCUCUACAAGUAGAACUGCUCAGGACAGAUCUUUAGGUCGAAGGGAACAAUUUUGUUCUCAUAAUAUCCAUGAAAUUUACAACUGGCAACGAUCUUACACCAGGUGACCAAAGGAAGAUACUAAAAAACCUGUGCUGACCAUAAUGUCAAUAUGUUAAUUAAACCAACAUGCCAGAAGCAUUAACAUUACUGUAUGAAUAUACAGUUGACACCAUUGCUUUUAAGGGGAUUGGUGUUAUAUAUUAUACACAAUAAAUACCACUGUGAAUUCUAACCACACUGAAAGCCUAUUUGCUCCACAAGGCUCCACAAGUACUGUAUGCUGUGCCAUUUAUCUGUGUAAAUUAGUUCUUAGAGUUUGACUAUAGGAAUGUUGUAUUUGUAUUUAAUGAUGUUUCAUGAUGUGCUUAAUAAUAAUUUAUACUGUGCAGUGGAUAACGUUUGCCUUUUUAAAUGGUAUACUGGAAAAUACCAAAAUUUAAGGUUAAGGAUGAUGCAAUCAAAACAAGUUAAAUAAGGUUACAAAAACAAUAUAUAAAUAUACUAUAAGGAAGUUGCCAAAACAAAUAAAGCAUUGCAAAAUAAUUCUUUAGAAAUAA